Molecule: messenger RNA, 5662 nt
Organism: Dufourea novaeangliae
Lineage: Eukaryota; Metazoa; Arthropoda; Insecta; Hymenoptera; Halictidae
Gene: ca
Exons: 22
Coding region: 350-5662 (1770 amino acids)
Molecular function (GO): protein binding
Source: RefSeq, a predicted model, not a curated record
UAUUCUGACGUUUGGAAAUUUGACGGCGGUGUUAUUGUAAAAAUGUAAUGAUUGGUAACUAAAUUGAUUCCUCUUGUUCGUUUUACACGAAAGAAUAUCACGUUCGAGCGGAAUGCACGAUGCAACAAUUGGUCUAGGUUCCUUUUGCAAUAAUUUAUUUUUAGCACAACAAGAAUUUCCUCAGAGGCGAAGCUCUCCUCUCCUGGUCAGCUAUAUUAUUUUCCGAGCACAUAAACACAGGUGCAACACCACACAAUAUCCUCCUAAAUACUUUAAUCGCUAUGUUACCCGAUCCUAAGAGCAGGUAACGUAUAAUGUAGUAUUAGAUCAAUUGGUAAUUGCAAAGAUAAUGAUCUCAGAAAUAGGGACAGAGGGCUAUGAGCCAAUGACAAGUUUGACAGAAGAGAGCCUGUUUAAGCUACAAUGUCUUAUGAAAGCAACAGAAAUACAGCACAGUGCUCAUUGUGAACAUGGAAAGAAAUUAUUCUUGGCAUUGACAACUGGAAAUUCAGAAAUCUUUCUAUAUUACAAAAAAGAUUCAAUAUUGGCUCCAAUAAUUAAGAGAAUCCCUUGGUUCCAAGGGUCUCACAAGCAAAUCUCAGCUAUAUGCUUUCAUUCUUUGGGAACUUGGUUAUUGUCUACAAGCAUUGAUGGAUCAGUGUAUCUAAUUCCUGCAUUGCGUCUGGUUGAUGAGACCUGUGACAUAGAUAAACGAUGGACCAGUGACGAUAUAACAUCUUUCCCUUCUAUUAGUUCACAAUCAUCUCAUUCAAAGCCUACUGCAAUAGUAUGGUGGCAUGAUACAGCAACACCUGCUGAAAUUGGUAUUAUUGGGACUGAACAUGGAGAGAUAAUAUUUAUAAAUCUUGGAACUGGUCAUCAGAUGAAUGUUACUCAUGUCAGUGGAAACAUUACCAGUCUCCAUAUUUGUCGCGAUGAAAGUAAUGAUAGUGUGUCUCUCUUGAUAACAAGUCAGUCAAAUCAGCAGUGGAGAUUACUUUUGGAGCAACAUACCUAUAGUUGUUUACGUCACUUAGACAAUGGGGAAUCGUACAACACAUUGCAUACAAAUGACAACAUCUAUGACAACACUAGAUCAUUUGCUGGUACUAGAUCCAGACUGCAGGGACUCAAACAAUUAUCAGUAGAGAAACUUGCUAUACUCAGGCAGAAGCUGAUUGAAACAAAAAAUCAAACUUUAGGUGAAAAUAUCACAAGUAACCGAAAUACUCAUAAUGCAACUGUCAAUUUUGACUCAUCUACAGAAGUUAAUCAGGAUCAAUUGAUACCUGAACCAAUAUCGAAAGAAACUUUCCUCAUUUCUCAGUCUGAUAGGGAGGGUCAACAGAUGUAUACAUGUUACCAUAUUCUCACAAAUCACAUAACAAUACAUGGACCUGAUUUUUCUACUGUCCCCUUAUCGGUACAUAAAGUAUUUGAAUCUUGUAGAAAUGUUUUAUUAACUCAACGUUUUUUCUUUAUUACUGAUACCAGUCAGUGUGUAAUGUAUGUAAUAUCAGACAGAUUAUCUGAAACUCGUUCAAAUGAUAAUUGUAAAUUUAAUCCAGAGUGCAUUGUUGGUCACUUUUCUUUAGUGAGUAGUAAAGAAGUGAUACGCGCUGUGUACAGAGCUAUCGAUUUUACCAAUAGUGCACCAACAACUUCCCAAGAAUCUAGAAACAAAUACACAUUACCAAAGGGAGUAAAAGAUAUUGAAAUUGAAUUACCUUAUGUGGAUACUUGUAUAAUUGUGACAAAUCGUUCUGUAUAUAAAGUUGCUUUAAGAAAGUCAGUGUUGUCAAUUUUCAUGGAAUUAGUAUUGAAGGACAAUGAUCCAGAAAAAGCGAUAAAAUUGGCUAUAGUGUUUGGUAUUAAUGCACAACAGUUAUUAGAGCAAGCUGGUGAUAUACUUUUGUCAAAUAAACAAUCUUCACGAGCUGUGGCUUGCUACAAACUUUCUAAAUGCAGACUAUUGAAGAGUGUGUUGAAAUGUGCAUCUGCUGGGUACACAGCAGAUCUAUUAAGUUGUCUCACACAUUGUUUAGCAUCUCCAACAAUCAGUAAAUUGCCUAUUACAACGAGAAUUCACCUUUCCAACUUAUGCGUACUGGCUUUUAUUGAAAUGACACUAAGAGUUCCAUCACAGAAGUCUAGAAUUAUUUACAAAGAAUUUUUGUAUUUCCUAUCUACAAACUCUUUCUACGACGAAUUAUUAGCAAUUAAUAUUGCUGGACAAACGUGUUUGUGGGAGGUGUUGCAUCAUCUUGCAACACAGAAAUGUCUUUAUGGACAAAUGUUGGAAGUACUCAUGAAAACAAUACAUACUUUCAGCGCAAGCAAUUUUUUUCCAACGCCAUGUAACGUAUAUUAUGGUUUGUUAAUAUGCAUAAGUGAACCAAGUUUGAUGCAAGCAAUGUUAGUAAAUAUUGAGUUAGCUAGAAGUCAUAUGUCCUUUAUUCUUGAUAAUCUUCAAGAAUUGCAAAUUUUCGUACUUCAGAGAUUAGUGACAUUGUAUGAUCCAACGAAUCCAGUGAUAAGACCUAGAAUAGUACACUGCAGAUUGCACCAUAGAACAACUUCACACAGCUCACAGUCUAGUCAAUGCGAUUCUAUAGAUCUCGAGGAGGCUGACACAUUAGUUGAGGAAAUUAUUGAAACUUUUUUACUCGUUUUAUUGACUUUGAUUUAUAAGAAGUCUAUUUUACCUCAAGAACCUUCUCUUACAUGCAAUAUUGAACUACUAGCAUAUAAAAAGGAUGACAACAGGACUAGUUGUAUCGUGGAUUUUAAGAGAAGACCAUUGUGCGCCGGAUUCUAUCAUGUUGUUCUUAUUAGAAAUGGAAACGUAUAUACGUGGGGAAGUUCUGUGCAGGGCUGUUUAGGAACUGGUCCAUCCUUGUUGAGAUACGGUACACCUCAACCAAUAUUUUUCUUUCGAAGUAUGGAAUUGGAAGUGUUCAGUGUAUCGUGUGGUCACUGUCACACUUUGGCAGUAACCAAUAAUGGUGUAUAUGCAUGGGGAUCAAGCCAGUUUGGCCAGUUGGGUUUAGGCAAGGUUCUACAAUCUUCGAGUCCGGAAUUAAUCACUUCUCUAUCUCAAGAAGUUAUCGUCGAUGCAGUGGCUGGACAGUAUCAUUCUAUUGCAUUGACUGCUGACGGUAGAGUCUUUACAUGGGGUUGGGGCGUUCAUGGCCAGUUAGGCCAUGGCGCUACCGAUGCGAAAUUGACACCUACGUUAGUUACAUCGUUACUUGGUGUAGUCAUACGCUGUAUCGGCGCCGGCCAUGCGCAUACACUGGCCCUGUCAACAGAGGGUAUUGUGUACGCUUUCGGGUGCAAUGUAUUCGGACAGUUGGGUGUAGGAAGUAAUGUUAAAAGUUCAGUGCCAAUAAAAGUUUUCUUACCAGAAAAGAUAUCUUUAAUCGCGUCUGGAUACUUCCAUAAUCUUGCCGUUAGUCAUACCAAUAGAUUGUAUACAUGGGGAGCAAGUCCUCAAGUUCUUAGGCUACAAGCACAAACACAAAAGAGAACUCGGAUAUUGGAGCAGCGGGAUGCUAUCGUGAGGCAGUUUGAAAAUAUUGACGAAUUCGAGAAGGUGACGGAUCACGGGAACGAUACCGGGGAAGAUGUUUCAGAGAGCAGUGUGCAAUGUAAAACUGCACAACAAAAAACCGGAAGCAGUGCAGGGUCUCGUAGAAAACAAAUAGACAUGUGUUUAAAAAAUGUUGAUAUUGGAUCACUUGAGGAGAACCAGGCGCAUUUAAAGCCAUCCAUUGUAGAUACCAGUUUAGUGACAGCAGAUAUCCUACAGAUAUCGACUGGUUGCCAUCACAAUGCUCUUGUGACAAGGGAUGGAUCUCUUUACACAUGGGGUAGAAAUUUGGAUGGUCAGAUAGGUAAUGGUAGCAAACGGGAGGUAACAAUCCCCACACCUUUAUGUUACAAUCCUGCCUCUAUCUUUGCACAAGUACCUCCAAGACAUAUGUCCUUUCGGAUGGAAGGCAACGAAUCCAGGGAAACAGUAAAUCCUGUAAUUAAAACUGUUGGAGUUUAUUGUGGAUAUGAUUAUACAAUUGCCAUCCAACCAGGAGGUACAAUCAUGGCUUGGGGCAACAACAGGAGAGCACAAUUAGGUCGCCUUCCUCCGAAAGAUACGCGCGAUGCGGACGAUAAGCUUGUUUUAAUUAAGAAGCGAGUAGUGAGAGUCCCUAAUAAAUUGACGCUGCAUUAUGCAUUGGAUUAUUUCUCCGGCUUGUAUGAUUCUUCUAGAAUUAUGGAGAAGUGCAUCGAAUUAGGAAAUUAUCAAGCAUGCUCAAAGAUAGCUAUGCUCCAACAUAACAUUUCCGAUGCACUGUCGUACCAAUUGAAAAUAUUGCAUGCGUUAAGUCUACAAACUUGUUUGAGAGCAAAGUCUUCGGAAAGUACAUGUGAUAAAACAGAGCGUAGGCUUGAUGAAACCUCUGGCUCAAGAAAAAAGUCUUCGUCGAAUCGUCACGUAAAAGAGAACACUGAACUAUUUAACAAGCAGGUAGAAAAGAAUCUGAUUGAUUCCGUUGAAGACUGUGCCGCCAAGAACAAGAUGAAAAUCCCAGCGAGUAAAUCACUGAACAGCUUGCAAAUGUUACAACAAGAAUUGUACACGUUUGAUUGUCAAGGUGGCUCAGAAGAAUUGUGCAGAGAAAUGAAAUGUGACAAUGCUCCUUUAGGUAUUUUCGAAGAUACUUUUGAUUCUGACAUGGGUUCCGAUUCGGAAGAGUGGAUGGAGGAUAUUAUUCGUGGAGAAGAAAAGGCAGUUGCAGCCACUGACGAUAAUUCGGUAGCUUCCAGUACUGUUACAACGGAAGAAAUAAAUCAUAACGAACCGUCUGAAAACAAUUGGCAAGACAGUGUGACCAACGAAGCUGUUAAAGUGGCCAAGUUCUUUAUAAAUGAAAUGGAGAACGAAACAGACACGGUCAAGUGUAAAAUAUUACAGGAUGUUUUGGAUUUCUGGAUAGAACACGAUCUGCCAAUACAGAGUAUAGAGAACGUAUUUCUUGAUCAUAUCGAGUCAAUUUUUUAUCCCCUUGGAUUGUUAUUAUUUUGUCAAGAAAUAAUGGAGAAGUACUUGGAUGCUAAUAAGAAUGACACGGAAGUUAAGAGCCUGACUGUGAUUAAUUACUUCUCCUCUAAAUUUUGUUUGCAAGUGUGUUCCAUGUUACUACAUCAUAUCGGCCAAGGCCAACCUACUCCUGAAUUCAUUAAAUUAUUGUCCUCUCUAAUGGCUGACCAUUAUGGGCCUCCACUCACUGGAUACCCUGGUACAAGUGGAAAUAAUACUUCAAAGCAAAUGAUAGAGGGUGUUAUGAGUACUGUAUCCUGUGAGACUCCCGAUUCUAGAUCAUUUGUACAUAUUAAGGAUCCGGAUGCCAUAUACAGAUUCCUUGCGACUGACGAGGACACAAUGGUAUUUACAUGCGGUCAUCAUUUUCCAAUGACUGUUUAUGAAACCGAAGCGAUUCCGACAAUGGAAACAGAACUAAUUUUAUCAGACUCGCUGAUUCUUCCAUAUACAGCUCAGUACUUAGUGAAAAUGUUAUCCGAGACGUCUAAACCGGAAAUUCUGUGUCCGUCGUGCAUACCACGAGCACUAGGAACGUUAGUAAAGAAGAACAAUGGCUGA